AUGGCUUCAAAUCCCUCCAUGUCGGGCCUCGCUCGUCUACCCGCGAACCUGCGUGGCAGCUUCGAGUCCGUCAAGCGCAGAAGACAUGACGUCUCUUGGUCGCUGCUGAACCUCGACCUACUGCGCAAUAUCCUCUUCUUCCUCUUUGUCCUGCGAUGGACUCGCCGCGCUUUCUGGCAGCUCAAGGGUCGCGGCCUCAUCGGCUCCAUCGUCGAGCUCUACACCAACAUCCGUCGCAUCCUGUACGGCUACUUCCUCCGCGCUCCUGGUGUUCGCGGAAAGGUCCAGAAGCAGGUCAAGGACACCCUGCGCAAAAUGUCGGACAAGAUGGUUCCCAAGGACCAGAUCCGCUACCUCACUCUACCCAAGGACGGUCUCCCCCUCGACGCAGUCCGCUCCGAACUCGAGAACCUCGCCAACAUGGACCAUACGCGCUGGGAGGAUGGCUACGUGUCUGGCGCCGUGUAUCAUGGUGAGGACGAGCUACUGAAGCUGCAGACAGAGGCAUUCGGCAAGUUCACCGUCGCCAAUCCCAUCCACCCCGAUGUCUUCCCUGGUGUUCGCAAGAUGGAGGCCGAGGUUGUGAGCAUGGUCCUUAGCAUGUUCCACGCGCCUCCUGGUGCUGCUGGUACUUCUACCAGCGGAGGAACCGACAGUAUUCUCAUGGCUUGUCUGGCGGCGCGCCAGCGGGCUUACCACGAGCGGGGAGUCACGGAGCCCGAGAUGAUUCUCCCCGAGACGGCUCACACAGCCUUCCACAAGGCUGCUCAGUACUUUAAGAUCAAGAUUCACCUCGUCUCUUGCCCUGGUCCUGACUACCAGGUCGAUGUUCGCGCCGUCUCCCGUCUCAUUAACCCCAACACGAUCCUGUUGGUCGGCUCCGCGCCCAACUUCCCUCACGGUAUCAUUGACGAUAUCGUUGCCCUGUCCAAGCUCGCUCUUAAGAAGGACAUUUGGCUUCACGUCGACUGCUGUCUGGGUUCCUUCCUCGUUCCCUUCCUUGAGAGGGCCGGCUUCGAGUCUCAGCUCUUUGAUUUCCGUCUGAAGGGUGUCACCAGCAUCAGCUGCGAUACCCACAAGUACGGAUUCGCGCCCAAGGGUAACUCGACUGUUCUCUACCGCUCCGCUGAGCUCCGAACCUACCAGUACUUUGUGUCCCCCGACUGGUCUGGCGGUGUCUACGCUUCUCCGGGCAUCGCCGGAUCUCGACCUGGCGCACUCAUUGCCGGCUGCUGGGCGAGUCUGAUGACGAUUGGCGAGACUGGUUACAUCGAGGCCUGCACCAAGAUUGUCGGCACUACCAAGAAGAUUGCCAAUGCCAUCCAGAGCACGCCGCUUGGUGGCGAACUCGAGAUUCUUGGCAAGCCCCUUGUUUCGGUGGUUGCCUUUACGGCCCGUAACCUUAACAUCUACGAUAUUGCCGACGGCAUGAAUGCCAAGGGAUGGCAUCUCAAUGCUCUGCAGAACCCUCCUGCUAUUCACGUCGCUGUCACUCUCCCCAUCACCAAGGUUUGGGAGAAGUUGGUUGCCGACCUGGAGGCAGUCGUCGAGGAGGAGCGUGAGAAGGAACGUGUGCGAAUCGUCGAGGGCAAGACGGCCCACGGCAAGGCUAUGGGUGACACAUCGGCACUGUACGGCGUUGCGGGAUCGUUGCCAAACAAGAGCGUGGUGGUGGACCUUGCUACUGGCUUUUUGGAUUUGUUGUACAAGGCGUAA
Molecule: messenger RNA, 1716 nt
Organism: Fusarium keratoplasticum
Lineage: Eukaryota; Fungi; Ascomycota; Sordariomycetes; Hypocreales; Nectriaceae
Exons: 3
Coding region: 1-1716 (571 amino acids)
Biological process (GO): carboxylic acid metabolic process; sphingolipid catabolic process
Cellular component (GO): endoplasmic reticulum
Molecular function (GO): sphinganine-1-phosphate aldolase activity; pyridoxal phosphate binding
Source: RefSeq, a predicted model, not a curated record